AUGAACAUUCCAUACAAACACUAACACACACCUGUCACAAAUACAUUGGCGCUCACUUUUGACGUUUCGACAACAAUUCGGUUUCAUUUUGCUGUUCGGCACAAACUAUUUGAAUUCCAUCGGUCAUCAUUUUCCCCUUGAAACCGGCGAAAAAUUACCAUUUUUCUUCAGAUUAUUUUUGCAGUUGGACACAAUAUCAUGGUCGAUAAUUUUACAGUGGGUCAUCAAGCCUUUUUGCAGGCCUGUGCCCGAUUCAGUGUGAUGACUCCAAAUCAGUAUUUGGAUAUCAUGAAAGCGGUAAAAACUAAAUAUUUCAACGAUGAAAAUGCGGCAAAUGAUGAGGAUGCGGCCGUUCGAAAAAUGGUCGACGAAAUCAAUGCCAAAUUGAUUGAACGUGAAAUUGAUCAACGGCUAAAUUUUGUACACUAUGAAUGGGAUGACGUAUGCGUGGAGUUUUUGAUCUUUUGUAACACAUUCGCAACAAUUGGUCCAUCACCAAUCGCCAAUGAAGUCGAGUGCAAUUUCAUGAAGAGUAUCAUGGAAAAAAUUUUGAUGAGCGAUACACAUUCCAUCACAAUAAUGUCGGCAAUUCAAUUGUGUUCGACAUCAUCGCAAGCCACUCAGUCACAGGCAACAUCGAAAAAAAUCACCAAACAACGGGCCGAAGAAUUGUUGGACGAAUGGGAGAAUAUCGGCUAUUUCAUGGCAACCGGCGAUAUAAUCACAUUGGGCCCAAGGGCUAUUGGUGAAUUUCGUGAUACAUAUCGAACGAAAUUUGGUGAUUUUAUACAAUGCUGUUUUCUUUGCAAUGGACUUGUGCUUCAGCCGAAAUUCUGUCCGAAUGACCAAUGCGAUGCAGUGCUGGACAAGAAAUGUUUCAACAAUUAUGUGGCAAAAAAGAAAAAGUGCCCAGCUUGCAAAACCGAUUGGAAAGAAGAUGCAUAGCACUCAUUCUCCCACAAUAAUCAUUCACAUUUCAUGAACAAAAAUAUACCAAAAUAACAUUAAAUUUAAGAAAAAUUACAUUGUUUAACUAUUACAAGUCAGAUCUGAUAAACACAGUGGCCGGCGUAUAUUUGAAACAAAAAUGUCGGAAAAAAUAAAAACAAACUCAACUAAAUAUCCUCAAA
Contarinia nasturtii (swede midge) is the source of this 1130-nucleotide messenger RNA. RefSeq names its product non-structural maintenance of chromosomes element 1 homolog. Gene Ontology annotation, biological process: DNA damage tolerance; double-strand break repair via homologous recombination. The transcript is spliced from 4 exons. Bases 199 to 945 code for a protein of 248 amino acids. Gene Ontology annotation, molecular function: ubiquitin-protein transferase activity. NCBI's taxonomy places the organism in Eukaryota, Metazoa, Arthropoda, Insecta, Diptera, Cecidomyiidae. Gene Ontology annotation, cellular component: nucleus; Smc5-Smc6 complex. The record is from RefSeq and is a predicted model, not a curated record.